AUGGAUUCUUCGUCCUCAGAGUCAUUGAAGUCGGGUAUAUUUUAUUGGCAACCUCACACAAACCACGUAGAUAACACUUACCACAACAUGUCGGAGUACUUUCAGCAGUUUUUCAAGUACAUCAAGCUUCCGGAUAGUCUAAACCAUCAAUACAGCCACCGUACACCUGUUGAGUGCACCCUAACCACUAGAGAAGGUCGGCGGUAUAUCGUGACAUUGAGAGGCAAUCGUUUUCGGGUGUUUUUUGAUGAAGGAUGGCGAGACUUUGUGCAUGGUGAGGACAUUAUGUCGAUUCCUAUUAAUUUUUGGCGAGAUUAUAUUCUUAUCGACUCCAUGGACACUUUCAGAGAAAUUUUGGAGUUUGAGGGGUGUACAUAUGAAUUACAAAUCGUUCAAGGCCAUGGAAAAAUUUUGACGCAAAAUUGGGAUGCUGAGGAUUUUGUGGACGCUACGCAAAUGGUUGAAGGCGAUACAUGGCAAUUCACAUUAACUCCAUAUUUUUGUGUGCGUUUCGAGGUUGGUCAAAAAGGUGUAGAAGAGGGAGAAAGUGGAAAGGUGGUGUUUUGGGCGGGAGAUUACCCAUUGGGUGUUUUCGACAUACACGCAAAGACUGUCUAUCUUGACGAGGAUGAUCGUGAGGAAGCAUUUGAGUUUUGGCCAUUAGCAAACCAUUAUUGUAGCAACAACCCUGAGCCUUUAUGGGAAACCUUGAAGAUAAUUUUCGAACCACUAGGCCUUGACCCAUAUUCUGGUGAAAUGCGGGCAAGAGAUGAACGUAACCAUCGCAAACUUGACCAAGUUGUUCGCGACUACUGGGCCAAAGAAAGACGUAUGGCAGCACAAUGAAGAAGGAGAGGUAAUUGAGAUUGUUGUCGC
Molecule: messenger RNA, 876 nt
Organism: Striga asiatica
Lineage: Eukaryota; Viridiplantae; Streptophyta; Magnoliopsida; Lamiales; Orobanchaceae
Source: the annotation of a GenBank genome assembly